AAAAAUUUAAAUCAUUCGAUGUUAAACAUCAGGUCAAGUCGGUAUAGGUGAAGUUCAAAAAAUUGAUUUGAUUUGAAAUGAGAUUGCACCUCCAUGCAAUCUCGUCAGAUCACAAGUGCCAGUAAUGUGAGCUUUAAAAAUAUAAACACAUCUAGAUUUGAAAGUUUACAAACAAUCUGAGAUGGAGGAGCACAAUAAUGGGUUGAGGUACAUGUUUGCUGGAACCUAUCCUCAGAUUUUGGCUGUUCUGAGCUGUACCACCAGCGCCAUCUCCGAUGGAAUGUCCUACGGUUGGUCAGCUCCCAUAAUACCUAAGCUGGAAGCGCCCGAUUCCCCCAUCAAAAUCACAGAAAACGACAAGGACAACCUAGAAAACGUCUAUCUCCUAGGUGCCAUCUUUGGUGUACCUGUCACUGUCUUCCUCGUCGACAAGAUCGGUAGAAAAUACACCAUACUCAUGGCUGGACUGAUCAACUUGGCUGCCUGGUUGAUAAUAGCCAUUGCGAAUACAGCUCCUUGGAUACUGGUGGCCAGGUUCAUGGUAGGAACAGCAGGCGAUGUAGCUUUCAUAGCUGCACCCAUGUAUAUAGCUGAGAUAGCGGACCAGAAGAUCAGAGGGUUUUUAUCUUCUCUGAUCUUCACAAUGAUGCUCAUAGGAAUCUUGCUGAUGUACGUUAUUGGUCCAUACGUUGCCAUACAGACUUCUUCGCUUGUCGCAGCUUUCUUCUUAGCCGUUCAGAUCUUAACAUUCUCCUUCAUGCCUGAAUCACCCUACUUCUAUUUGUGCAAAGGGAAAUACGGUAGUGCCAAACGUUCCUUAGAGAGACUCAGAGCUGACCCUAAUGUUGAGAAAGAAAUCACAGAGAUGAAGACGGCUAUAGAGAGACAAAAAUCGGAAAGCGGGAGGUUCAAAGAUCUCUUCGUUGGGAUAAACAACCGCAAGGCUUUGACCAUAAUGAUUGUUCUAAAUGGAGCUCAACAUUUCAGUGCAUACAGCGUGAUAAUGAUGAACAUGCAUAUGAUUUUAGGAGCUGCCAGUUCGACUUACCUCCACACCAACUACACUGCCAUGAUUUUUGCUUUAUUCAUGAUGAUAGCCGCCUUUUUGGCUGGUUUGGUAUGCGACAAGUUUGGAAGGAAGAUUCUUCUUACGAUCUCCAGCUUCCUCACCAGUAUAGUGUUGGUAAUCUUGGCGAUAUUCCUCCACUUGAAACAAGUGGGUUAUAACGUGGAUGGAAUAAGUUGGAUACCUAUAGUUUGUGUGUUGGCGUAUGCUCUAGUUUUUAAAGUGGGCCUUGGACUUCUACCAAUCGUUUUAACUGCAGAAUUAUUCUCUGCUAACGUGAAGGCUAUGGGGAUGUGUCUAGCGGAUGCUUUCUAUAUAGCUUGGGCGAUGUUGUCUGUUUACGUUUUCUUCUGGUCUUCAAGAUCUGUAGGAAUGUAUUUUUCUUUUUAUAUAUUUGCAGCGUGUGCUUUUCUCACUUCUAUUUACUGCAUGUUGGCCGUGCCAGAAACCAAAGGAAAAACUUUGGAGCAGAUACAAAUGAUGCUCAAGGGGGUUAAACCUCCGAAAAUUGUUGAAAUGAAGGAGAUCAAGAGCAAGGAUCAGACGAAAACCUCUCCAGAGUCUGUUGCAUUUUUAUCUCAGGCUUAAGUUGUUUUGAACUAUUUUAGACAGAAAGAAGUAUUCAGAUCGAAUUGAUACAAUUCAUACUUUCCAUAUGGUAUUAUUUCCUGCAAUCGUCAAUAAGAUGUGUGGUAGCAUCAUGAAAUACCUCCUGAUAGUAUUGUCUUUUUCUCCGUUACGCCACUGUGAUCGUUAUGGCUCAAGGAAUGGGUUGAAAUUCAACUUGUGAUUAUACCAGUGUAUUUUUUUGGUUGUGAUAAUGAGUUGUUAUCAGACUUUUAUGGAAUAUAUUUUUCAUUGUUAUGGAAAUACGUGCGUUGCGAAUGCAUUAAAUUACUUCCAAUGUU
This is a messenger RNA of Harmonia axyridis, 1974 nucleotides long. Its product is annotated as facilitated trehalose transporter Tret1-like. Gene Ontology annotation, biological process: transmembrane transport. The record is from RefSeq and is a predicted model, not a curated record. The transcript is spliced from 2 exons. Gene Ontology annotation, molecular function: transmembrane transporter activity. The coding region runs from base 182 to 1654 and encodes 490 amino acids. Lineage: Eukaryota; Metazoa; Arthropoda; Insecta; Coleoptera; Coccinellidae. Gene Ontology annotation, cellular component: membrane.